This is a messenger RNA of Salarias fasciatus (jewelled blenny), 2536 nucleotides long. It is a transcript of the gene kmo, whose product is annotated as kynurenine 3-monooxygenase. Bases 36 to 1451 code for a protein of 471 amino acids. Gene Ontology annotation, molecular function: FAD binding; kynurenine 3-monooxygenase activity. Lineage: Eukaryota; Metazoa; Chordata; Actinopteri; Blenniiformes; Blenniidae. The transcript is spliced from 15 exons. Gene Ontology annotation, cellular component: mitochondrial outer membrane. The record is from RefSeq and is a predicted model, not a curated record. Gene Ontology annotation, biological process: quinolinate biosynthetic process; L-tryptophan catabolic process.
GAGAGGCGUCGGACCACCGGAGACCCCGCAGCACAAUGGAGGAACCAAGUGGCACACACACCAAGAGAAAAGUUGUGGCUGUAGUGGGCGGAGGUUUGGUGGGGUCGCUGAACGCCUGCUACUUUGCCCAAAGAGGGUUCAAUGUGGAGGUCUUUGAAACUCGAGAAGAUAUCCGUCAAGCUAAAAUCGUGAGGGGAAGAAGCAUCAACCUGGCGCUGUCUCACCGAGGCCGGCAGGCUCUGAAACAUGUCGGCAUGGAGGAGAAGAUUGUUUCUCAGGGAAUUCCCAUGCAUGCCAGAAUGAUUCACUCUCUGAGUGGGAAGCAGUCUCCAAUACCUUAUGGGAAGAAAGGCCAGUACAUCCUGUCGGUGGACCGAGCCAAUCUGAACAAAGAGCUGCUCACAGAGGCCGAGAAGUAUCCAAACGCAAAGCUGAACUUCGACCACAAGCUGCAGGACUGGAGUCCUGAAACGGGGCUGAUGACCUUUGCCAGGUCCGACGGGUCAACGGAGCAUAUCGAAGCCGACCUGAUCGUGGGCUGCGACGGCGCCUUCUCCGCCAUCCGGAAGCAGUUCCUGCGCCGCAGCCGCUUCAACUACAGCCAGACCUACAUCCCCCACGGCUACAUGGAGCUCACCAUGCCGCCCAUCGACGGGGAGUUCGCCAUGAAGCCUAACUACCUGCACAUCUGGCCCCGGAACACCUUCAUGAUGAUCGCCCUGCCCAACCUGGACAAGACGUUUACCUGCACCCUCUUCAUGCCCUUUGAAGAGUUUGAGAAGAUCACCAGCGGAGAUGAAGUCAUGGAGUUUUUCCAGAAGUACUUCCCGGACACCAUCCCCCUAAUAGGGCCCGACGCUCUCCGGAGAGAUUACUUCAGACUGCCCGCCCAGGCCAUGGUGUCUGUUAAAUGCUCCCCGUAUCACAUCGGCGACAAAUGUGUCCUCAUGGGCGACGCGGCCCACGCUGUGGUUCCUUUCUACGGGCAGGGGAUGAACGCGGGCUUCGAGGACUGCAUCGUAUUUGACGAAAUAUUGAACCAGUUCGACGAGGACUUGAGUGCUGCUCUGCCUGAAUAUACCCGAGUGCGAGUUCCAGACGACCACGCUAUUGCAGACCUGGCCAUGUACAACUACAUUGAAAUGCGAGCGCACGUCAACUCCAAAUGGUUCCUCUUUAGAAAGCACGUCGAUAACAUCCUCCACCUCCUCAUGCCAAAGACAAUAAUCCCCCUGUACACGAUGGUCACCUUCACGAGGACCAGAUAUCAUAAAGCCGUGGAGCGCUGGCACUGGCAAGACAAAGUGAUAAACCGCAGCCUGCUGCUGAGCGCCACCGGCGCCGUUUUGGGAGGCGCCUACCUGCUGGUUAGAAAUCCUCCAGAUAUCAACAGGCUGGUCGUCCCCGCCGAGAAGAUGUGGAGCAGGCUCCUGGCCCUCAGAAGUGUGUGAACUCGCCUGCAUCCGCCCGACAGGUGCUCAGACAGCAGGGAGGAAGCGCCCGCGUAAACAAAAGGGCGGGGAAGUGAUCCGGAUUCUAAUUGGAUUUUGAUUGAAUUAUAAAACUCAAAGUGAGACGCUCUGUCAAAAUCAAUGAACUGUAACAGCGUCAGUUUUAACUUAUGCCAGCGGUGUUGUUGGGAGAAAAUCAAUUAUCUCAAGGUGCAUAAUGAACACAAGAGCAAGGGUUAUCGUCACAGACAAGGUGUAAUAAUACACACGUGUGGGAUGUUUUGGUGUUUUAGCAAAAAAGUUGAAAAUAAAAGAUACCUCAACUCACCUCGGGUGCUGUCACGUUGUUUUUCCGAGGCUUUUCUGGAAGGCUAAUUCAUGCAAAAAGGCUGAAUAAAACUCCCUCUUUGAAGUGUCGGAGGCAUAAAAUACUGUAAUAAAUGGAUGACUGAGAAUUCACUGGAGAACACAGAAAUUACAACCUGCUCCAACCAAAGUAACAAACUCAAAUCAGAGCGACCAGAUGAUAAGAGAAACUCCCAAACUACAGCUUUAACCACAAUUAGCCCUGCAAAUGGCAUCCCAUAAGUCCUGGCACUAUCACAGCGCCGCCGCCAUCCCACUACAAUAUUAUCACUUUAAAUGAUAAAUUACCUCCACCCAUCGGGGUUCAGUGUCUUCACUGUGUCUUGCACAGAAAAAAAGAAAAAGAAAGCUGUGUGAAAUCCUGAAGUCAGUUUGUCUUUCUUUAAUUGUGUGCAGAGCAGGUUUGUCUUUAGCCUUUCUGUCUGGGAAACAGUUUGUGCAGUCCUUGACUCUCAUUUUAAAUAUAAUUAGUUUCUCCUCACUUGAUAAGGAGAAAUAGUUUUCUGCUCCCGGCAGCGUUAACAGUGCUUUUCAAAGUCGCAGGAUUCUUCUGUGUGUUAUAGAAAUUGUUGACAGCGCAGUGAACUCUUUCAGGUUUUUGUUGUACAACAAAAUGUUUUCUUGUCAGAGGUUUCUUAACAUGUUUAAUGAUUUUGAAAAAUCUAUUUUUGACAAUCAAUGAUGCAAAAGUAACUUCUGAAAUGGAAUAAUGGUGGAUA